CUGCUCAGUUCAUCUUUCUCGGAGUUCGGCCGCAAUUUUCUCUGAAACCUCGAGUCCAAGUUGUUUUUCUGGAUUGGAAACCCUAGUUUGUGAAUUCCAUAUUUCGAAAGGAAUUCAUUUGCUUUCUGACUGAUUGACCGCAUUUCUCCUCACUGCCACUCCUGUUUUCGUUCAUUGUGAGUUCUUAAUUCGCUGUUCUAUCGUUUCAAUUUGGCGAAGAAUUGCAUAUCAGAUACCUGCAUUACGUUCCUUGAAUCUGGACUACGACUUCCACAGGUGCGUGGAUUUUACUGUAUCAAUUGUGGUUAUUGCUGAUUUUCGACCCUAAGGCUUUUCUCUGGACUGUGAAAUUCUUCCUGAAUUGCAUACUCCGUAGUUCGAAAUUUCUCUCGUCACUCAAAUCAAGAAUAAGAGAAACUUUUCCAUUCUGAAGUUUUCUGUGUUAUAUUAGUUGCGGAAGAAUAAAUCCAAGUUUGUUUGUUUGUUUGUUUGUUACUUUGGAUUUUCUUCCUGGUGUGCUUCAUGUCAUUACGUUUUCAGAAGAAUCUUAAGAGAAUUUGUGGUGUUCUUGAUCGUUGUAAACUAUUUGCUUAUUUUCAUGUAUCCUCUGAAAAUUUUUCGUCUCCGCUGGAAUCUUCCAUUUCUAUAAGAGCUAGAGAUUUGCAGCAAAUAGUUCAAUCUGAAUGUCAGACAAAGCUUUCUGAUAUUGAUUUGAUCAUUUCCAAAGUUCGGGUUGGUCGCAGCGAGGAUGAAGUUUUUCAGUCUCUCUUGCACGAUCAAGCGUGUAACCGCAUACACUUCUCCCAUGAACUUGUUUACAAAUUGCUCCAACGAUUCAAAGAUGAUUGGAAGUCUGCAUUGGGUGUUUUUAGAUGGGCAGAGUCACUCUCUGGAUUCAAGCACACACCGGAUUUGUAUGACGUUAUUAUAGAUACAUUGGGGAAAACAAAGCAAAUGGUCAAGAUGAAAGGUAUGCUAGAAGAAAUGAAGGAAGCUCAGCUCGUAACGCUUAAUACUCUAGCUAAGGCUAUGCGAAGGUUUGCCGGUGCUGGACAAUGGGAAGAUGCUGUGAGAAUAUUUGAUGAUUUGGGAACGUUUGGGUUGGAGAAGAACACUGAAUCCAUGAAUGUGCUGCUUGAUACUCUGUGCAAAGAGAAGAGGGUUGAACAAGCUCGACGGAUAUAUUUGGAUCUUAAGUCCCAUAUAUCCCCAAAUGCCAACACGUUCAACACGUUUAUUCAUGGUUGGUGUAAAGUCAAUAGAGUUGACGAGGCACACUGGACGUUACAAGAAAUGAAAGGACAUGGUUAUCGUCCUUGCGUCAUUAGUUAUUCAACGAUUAUCCUAUUUUAUUGUCGUCGUUGCAAGUUUAGUAAGGUUUAUGAGUUGCUUGAUGAAAUGGAUGCUCAAGGAUGCCCUGCAAAUGUCAUCACUUACACUACUAUCAUGUGUUCACUAACAAAGUCAGAAGAAUUUGAGGAAGCCUUGCAAAUUGCUGAGAGAAUGAAAUCUGCUGGAUGUGAACCCGAUACGCUGUUUUAUAAUUGUUUGAUCCAUACAUUAGGGAGAGCGGGUAAAGUACAGGAAGCUAUUCAUGUAUUCGAAGUAGAAAUGCCGAGCAAGAGUGUUUUGCCGAAUACAUCGACUUACAAUUCUAUGAUUUCCAUGUACUGUCAUCGUGCGCAAGAACAGAAGGCUAUGAAAUUGCUUGAGGAGAUGGAGAAAUCAGGGCUUUGUAAACCUGAUGUCCAGACAUAUUACCCAUUGCUCAAAUCCUGCUUUAGAACUGGAAAGACAGACAAUGUUUUGAGCAAGUUGUUGGAUGACAUGAUGAAUAAACAGCAUUUGAGUCUUGAUAUAUCAACUUAUUCCCUUUUAAUUCAUGGUCUUUGUAGAUCAAAUAAGUGCGAGUGGGCUUACCAGCUAUUUGAGACGAUGAUCGGUCAAGAUAUAAAGCCGAGAUACCUUACAUGUAAACUGCUUCUGGAUGAAGUUAAGCAGAAGAACAUGGAUGAAGUUGCUGAGAGGAUUGAAGAUAUCAUGAAGAAAUUGUGAGCUUCUGAGUAACAAAUCUGGAUUUUUGUGCACGGUAGGCAUAGGCGACGGAGUUGAUCAUUCGUGAUUUUGUUAUCUGAGUGUCGUCUUAAUUUUAAUUUGGUUGCUCGAGAUGCCUCCAUUCUCACUUUGUUGGACGAUAUAGAUCGUUGGGUCAAGUGAUUGGGUGUCGAUGAAGUAACUGUUGGUUUUCAAGAGGAUUGAUCAAUUGGAAUUGAAGAUAUCAUGAAGAAUUGAUGAGUAACAAACCUGUGAGCUGGAAAAAGCAUACCCUUCUCGUCUAGAUUUUUGUGCUCGAUAGGCAUAGGCGACGAAGUUGAUCAUUCGUGAUUUUGUUAUUUGAGUGUCGUCUUAAUUUUAAUUUGGUUGCUUGAGAUGCUUCCGUUCUUACUUUGUUGGGCUCAUAAGCACAUGGGAUAUAGAUCGUCGGGUUGGGCGAUUAGGGGUCGAUGAAGUACGUGUUCGUUUUCAAGAGGAUUGAGGUUGCGAGUUUUCGUGACUCUUAAACUAUGCAGAUGAACUGGUCUAUGCUUCUGGUAACUGAUAUGUUCAGGAGUAAAUAUGUUGAAAUUCCUCGCUUUUCUGAUGUCAUUUGUUCACUCUACAACACACCUUUGUUAAAUGUGAUGCCAAAGAACAGUUUGUAACAAACUGAGCU
Cucurbita pepo subsp. pepo (vegetable marrow) is the source of this 2713-nucleotide messenger RNA. NCBI's taxonomy places the organism in Eukaryota, Viridiplantae, Streptophyta, Magnoliopsida, Cucurbitales, Cucurbitaceae. The record is from RefSeq and is a predicted model, not a curated record.